CAGAUCCUUCAGGAGUUCUUGCUUCAACAGUGUUUGGACGGAACUUCUUCCUCCGGUUUUUCUUCUUCUUCUUCUUCAGAAGUUUGCCUUCCUAACGCCGACCACCUUUUUCUACUUGAACACUACUGACGAAGUCGACCAAGAGCUUUAUUUUUGUACAGUUUUGUUAAGAAAAGGCAGCAGAAACGCCAGCCAAAAUGGAGUCCCAGGUGCGUCAGAACUACCACCGCGACUGUGAGGCCGCCGUUAACCGGAUGGUCAACAUGGAGCUGUUCGCCUCCUACACCUACACCUCCAUGGCCUUCUACUUCUCCCGUGACGACGUGGCCCUGCCGGGAUUCGCCCACUUCUUCAAGGAGAACAGCGACGAGGAGAGGGAACACGCAGAGAAGCUGCUGUCCUUCCAGAACAAGAGGGGGGGACGCAUCUUCCUCCAGGACGUCAAGAAACCGGAGCGUGAUGAGUGGGGUAGUGGGCUGGAGGCCAUGCAGUGUGCCCUGCAGCUGGAGAAGAACGUCAACCAGGCCCUGCUGGACCUGCACAAACUGGCCUCUGACCAUGUGGACCCCCAUCUGUGUGACUUCCUGGAGAGCCAUUACCUGAACGAGCAGGUGGAGGCCAUCAAAAAGCUGGGAGACUACAUCAGCAACCUGAGCCGCAUGGACGCUGCCAACAACAAGAUGGCCGAGUACCUGUUCGACAAGCACUCCCUGGGAGGGAAGAGCUAAAGGCGGCGGCCUGGGUGGAGCCGUCAGUGUGGUGGGCAGAGCCUGCAGCUCAGCCCCACCCCCUCCUUCUGUUGGUCCUUCAGAAUAAACCUGUCUGUAAUCUGCUUCAGCUGGUCUACUCUAGACCCCCUGUGAGUCCAUGUGGCAUCAGGCUGUGGUCAUGUGACCUCUGACCUCCCGUCCAGACACGGUUAACACAUGUGCUCUAAAUGUUCUGAUCUGUCUUCACUCAAUAAAAGUUUUGUGCUGGA
Sphaeramia orbicularis (orbiculate cardinalfish) is the source of this 979-nucleotide messenger RNA. Its product is annotated as ferritin, middle subunit. NCBI's taxonomy places the organism in Eukaryota, Metazoa, Chordata, Actinopteri, Kurtiformes, Apogonidae. Bases 198 to 728 code for a protein of 176 amino acids. Gene Ontology annotation, cellular component: cytoplasm. Gene Ontology annotation, molecular function: ferric iron binding; ferrous iron binding. The transcript is spliced from 4 exons. The record is from RefSeq and is a predicted model, not a curated record. Gene Ontology annotation, biological process: intracellular iron ion homeostasis; iron ion transport.